Molecule: messenger RNA, 3755 nt
Organism: Galdieria sulphuraria
Lineage: Eukaryota; Rhodophyta; Bangiophyceae; Galdieriales; Galdieriaceae
Product: elongation factor EF-2
Exons: 4
Coding region: 4-3261 (1085 amino acids)
Biological process (GO): cytosolic ribosome assembly
Cellular component (GO): ribonucleoprotein complex; cytosol
Molecular function (GO): GTP binding; GTPase activity; ribosome binding
Source: RefSeq, a predicted model, not a curated record
GAAAUGUCGUUUUCGGACGCACAUCGGCAACCACCUUCGUUAUCCAGUCUUCAGUCUCAAGUUGAAAGAAUAAGAAACUUUUGUUUUUUAGCUCACGUAGACCAUGGAAAGACAGCACUUACAGACUCUCUCAUCUCUUGUAACGGUGUCAUAUCUCAACGACUUGUUGGGAAAAUGAGAUACUUGGAUUCCAGGGAAGAUGAACAACUGCGAGGAAUCACUAUGAAGUCCUCUGCUAUAUCUUUGUGUCAUCCUUAUCGUAGAGAAGACUCAAAAGUUGAAUAUUAUUUAAUCAACUUGGUAGAUUCUCCUGGUCACGUUGACUUUAGUGGAGAAGUUCUUUGUGCUCUAUCGAUGGUGGAUGGAGCUAUUGUCGUCGUUGAUGUUGUAGAAGGUGUCUGUUCACAAACACACACUGUUUUGCAAUUAGCUGCAGAGACAGGAAUUCGUCCAGUUUUGGUGCUCAACAAGAUAGACAGGUUGUUCUUGGAACUCAAGCUGUCACCGUUGGAAGCCUAUCAGCGCAUAGCCAGAGUGUUGGAACAAGUCAACGUCAUUUUAGGAAUCCAGGAAGCUGAAAAACAACUGGAAGAUACCGACAUAUUAGAAAAAUCGACGAAUUCCGAAGCCAUUGAAUAUUCUUUUGCACCGGAAAGUGGCAACGUUGCCUUUGCAUCUGCUAUCGAUGGAUGGGCAUUUCGGUUGGGAGACUUUGCUGAAAUAUAUGCUGAAAAGUUUGGAAUGAAAAAGCAAGUUUUACAAAAGACAUUAUGGGGUGACUAUUAUUAUCAUUCCAAACAAAAGCGCAUUUCAAAAAAACCCGAGUUGGGAAAACAAAACGCUAGACCCAUGUUUGUACAGUUUAUUUUAGAAAAUAUAUGGACAGUUUAUCAACAAGUUUUGUUGGAAUCUGACGCUAUGCAGAUCUCAUUGGAAGAGAUGGUAGAAAGGAGAAAAAGAAUAGUUGAAAAAUUGGGACUUUCUAUAGCAACCCGAGACUUGCGACAUAGAGAACAAAGAACAGUUUUACAAGCCAUCAUGUCUAGUUGGCUUCCAGCUGCUCGAUGUUUGUUGAAUAUGGCUGUUGAAAUGUUACCAGACCCAAGAACUUCUCAACGAGAGAGAUUCCAUGAGCUAUUUUCUUCACAAUGGAUACCAGAAAGAAAUGAUAUGAUAUAUCAAGCUGUGAGUGAAUGUGACAAUUCUUCGGAUGCUCCCGUCAUGAUUUAUAUUAGCAAAAUGUUCAGUGUUCCUUCAAGUUCGUUGAAUUCAAAUCUACAAAGAAAUAUAGAACAUCGACGAGAGUUGGCUCAUCGUGCAAAGAAUUCAGAGGAUCCCAAUAUUAUUGAUCAUCAUUCAACAACAGAAAAACGGAAUAUGAUGGAAGAAACAAGUCACUUGGAGCCUAAAAAGGAAACUCUAUUGGCUUUUGCCAGAAUUUUUUCUGGAACUCUGCAAUCCAAUAGUCUAUUGUAUGUAUAUGGUCCUCGAUAUGAUCUAAAAUGGGUGGAGCAAACAUCCAGUGUAGAGAAAGCAGAGAUAUCCAAACUGUUUCUAUUAAUGGGACGAGACUUUAUGGAAAUUCCUAAAGUUUCAGCAGGUAAUGUAUUUGGUAUAUAUGGCUUGGAGAAUGUUAUAUUCAAAACAGCAACGGUAUCAUCUUUACCUCCUGGAAAGUGCAUUCCAUUUUGUCCGAUGAAAAGUCCACCUGCUCCAGUUGUUCGAGUUGCUAUCGAGCCCAAAUAUCCAGAAGAGUUAUCCCAACUGAAACGAGGCUUAAGGUUGUUGAGUCAGUCAGAUCCUUCGGUAGAAUCAUAUAUUAUGGAAACGGGCGAGCUUAUUUUGGCAGGUGCUGGUGAGUUACAUUUACAGAGAUGUUUAAAAGAUUUGAAAGAAAGUUUUGCUUUAACAGAAAUUGAAGUAUCUCCUCCUUUGGUUUACUUUAAAGAGACUGUUUCUGGAGUUGCACCUGCAGAAAAUGUAUUAUCAUCUCUAGUGGAAGAAGAGAGUGCAUCUGUUUUAAUAGCUAAUGAUGAAAGACACAGUCGAUGGUAUCCAAAGCAUAGUUGUAAAAUAGUAGAAGAGACUACUAGCAAUGGAGUUGUAAGGCUUCGAGUAUGUGCGUUUCCACUUGCGAAACCACUUGCGGAAGCUUUAGAGCGAUCUAGUGAUGCUAUUCGAAGUUUGUUUUUGACGAGUUCUUCCGUCUCAGACUGGUUUCAAGAAAGUGUUCGUAAGAAUACUCAAAGAGUUCACAAACAUGACGAAACAUCUAUGAAAGAUGCCAAGAGACUUGUUCAACAAGCCAUUGAAGAGAUUUCUGUUUUAGAAGGAGAAGAAGUUGCGAAUGGUUGGAGAACAGUGCUAUCUCGAGCCUGGUCAUUGGGACCUCGUAGAAUGGGUCCUAAUAUCUUAUUAGGUCCUCCUCCUCCUCCUCCUAGGAAUAGUGUUGAGAGUUGUUUCUCUUUAGAUCGACGAAAACUUCCAGAUGGUGCCACUGCACUACAAUAUUAUUUAUUGGAUUUUCAAGAUUCUUCCUUUGAUUGGAUGGCUGAGAAGGAAGCGGACCCUAUAGAGGAUACAUGGGAAACCCGAGUAGCUAUUGAACUUCACAAUAGUAUAGUUUCAGGUUUUCAAGUUGCCACUAGUUCAGGACCAUUAUGUGAGGAACCUAUGUAUGGUGUUUGUUUCUCUAUAGAACAAAUCACAGUUGAUUGGGAACUUGUUCAUUCCAUCCAAGUGGAUCCUUAUGGUCCCCUUUCAGGACAGGUUAUUUCAUCUUCCAAGGAUGUCUUUCGAGUAGCCUUUCUAUGUGCUGGACCACGUUUGAUGGAACCUAUAUUUCAUUGUGAUAUUCAAGUCUAUCCAGAUGCAUUGGGACCUAUGUAUGGUUUAUUAUCCAAACGUCGAGGAAAAGUAGUCAAUGCAGAUAUGAAAGAAGGAAUUGCAUUUUUCAAAGUAACUGCUUAUUUGCCUGUAGUAGAAAGCUUUGAGUUUGUAGAUAUAUUGCGAAAAGAAACUUCUGGAGCUGCUAGUCCACAAAUGAUAUUUAGUCACUGGGAAGUGAUAGAUAAGGAUCCUUUUUGGAUGCCUAGUACGGAAGAAGAGUUGGAAGAAUUGAGUUUAGAAGAUACUACUGCUAGUCGUAAUAAUCUAGCAAGGAAGUUAGUGGAUCAAGUUCGUAGACGAAAGGGUCUCAAAGUAGAACAAAAAUUAGUAGAAAAGGCAGAAAAACAACGCAAUUUAUCUCGUAAAAAAUAAUCGGAAAUUCCUUAUGAGUAGCGAUUCAUCAUCUCUCAAAGCACAGUUGAAACAAGCACGAAAGCUUAUCGAUAGUGGUGAAUAUGAAAAGGCAAGAGAUGAGUUGGAGCAAUGUCUUCAACUUCAACCUGAUGUUUACCAAACACUCGUUCUCAAAGGCUUUGCUUGUAAUGCUUUGAACGAUAAAGUGGUUGCUGCAGAGGUAGGUUCUUGUUUCAUAAGACUAUCUUGAUAUAUCCAUUUAUUUAUAUAAAUAUAGUGUUUUGAAAGGGCUACUCAAAUAGAACCUCAUAAUACUCUUGCUUGGAGAGGUAUUUUGGAAGUCUUUCGUAAUAGCCAACAACCCAAAGAACUAGAAAAAGUAGUGAAGCACUGGAUAUAUUACUUGACCACCAUCAGGACCUCCCCUCUUCAAAACAAGAAAAAUGGAUAUAUGAAAAGGCUCAGUGUCUGUUCAAGUUGGCUGUUAGUUGUCGUCACUCAGAGAGAGCCUA